CCGGCCCGUCCCUCCCGGGAAGUCCCCGGGCGGAAACCGAGCGAAGCGGAGCGGGGCCACUUUCAGUUUCCCUCUGCCCGUUCGGCACGUGCCCGGACCCCCGAGGAGCCCCCCGAGGAGCCCCCCGAAUCCCCCCGAGGAGCCCCCCGAGCUCCCAGAACCCCCCGCCGCCGUCGCCAUGGCCACCCUCAGGGUGAAGCCUGAAGUCCAAGCGCAGGUGGAUUUGUUUCGGGAAAAUCUGUGCUCCCAGACGGAGAUCCUGCUGGGCAGCUACUUCCCCAAGAAGAUCUCGGAGCUGGACGCUUUCUUGAAGGAUCCCUCCCUGAAUGAGGCCGACCUGAGCCUGCUGAGAGCCCCCCUGGACAUCCCGCUGCCGGACCCCGCCAAGGAGAAGGAGAAGGAGGAGCGAAGAAAGCAGGAAGAGAAGGACAAGGACGGGAAGAAGAAGGACGAUGAAGACAAAGAACCCCCCUGCGGUCCCGUGAGCUGCAACGAGAAGAUCGUGGAGCUGCUGGGGCGGCUGAAGCCCGAGAUCAGGGACGUCAAGGAGCAGCUCAACCUGGUCUCCAUGUGGCUGCAGCUGCAGGUGCCCCGGAUUGAAGACGGGAACAACUUUGGCGUGGCUGUUCAGGAGAAAGUGUUCGAGCUGAUGACGGCCCUGCGAACCAAGCUGGACGGCUUCCACACCCAGAUCUCCAAGUAUUUCUCGGAGAGAGGAGACGCGGUGGCCAAGGCGGCGAAGCAGCCUCACGUGGGCGACUACCGGCAACUGGUGCACGAACUGGACGAGGCCCAGUACGGGGAGACGCGGCUGAUGGCCAUGGAGAUCCGCAACACCUACGCCGUGCUCUACGACAUCAUCCUGAAGAACUUGGAGAAGAUAAAGAAGCCCCGGGGAGACACCAAGGGCAUGAUCUACUGAAGCGGCCCCGCCGCCCCGUGAGCCCCCCCGGGACCCCAAUAAACGUCGCCACACCGGU
Molecule: messenger RNA, 980 nt
Organism: Tachyglossus aculeatus (Australian echidna)
Lineage: Eukaryota; Metazoa; Chordata; Mammalia; Monotremata; Tachyglossidae
Gene: PSME1
Product: proteasome activator subunit 1
Exons: 11
Coding region: 179-922 (247 amino acids)
Biological process (GO): positive regulation of endopeptidase activity; regulation of G1/S transition of mitotic cell cycle; regulation of proteasomal protein catabolic process
Cellular component (GO): nucleoplasm; proteasome activator complex; cytoplasm
Molecular function (GO): endopeptidase activator activity
Source: RefSeq, a predicted model, not a curated record